UUUCUUUCUUGUAGGUUUUUAUUGAAAAAAAAAAAUCAAUUAAUUUAAUCAAAACCAUUUAAAUGUUGUAAUCCAUCGUAUCGCUGCCGCUGCAGGAAAUAAAACUUUUCCAUCAAUUUCAAAUUUUGAUAUGGAUGCAGAACCAACUACCAGUAACAAAAAAAAUGAAAAAUGCAAUAUAAAUAAUCAACGCUUGAUAGCCGAAAAUGGUGGCCGCUGCAUGAGUACGCAAGCGAUGCAAUCGCUCUAUGAUUUCCGACAAAAUAAUCUACUUUGCGACGCGGUAUUGAGAUUAGAAGAUGGUGGUGUCUUUCCGAUUCACCGAGCCAUACUUUCAGCGUGCAGUGCUUAUUUCAGGGCAUUAUUUACAACUACAUUGCAUUCCCGUGAAAAGACCGAUGUCCUUCUACCAGACGUCACAAGUCCGAUAAUGAAUCUUCUGCUGGAAUAUGCGUACUUACGAUCGAUCGAUGUGAAUCGUGAAAAUGUAUGUGAAUUGCUGAUCACAGCGGAUUACUUAAGUAUCAUAGGUGUGCUUGAUCUAUGCUGCGACUAUUUAAGAGACAAUUUGGCGCCGGAAAAUUGCAUCGGAGUAAUGACAUUUGCCCGUCAACAUUUUUGUAAGAAACUAGAAAACGACGCUUAUCGUUUCAUUGUAGGACACUUCGUCGAGGUGUCUCAGAGGAGCGAAGAAAUUUUACAUUUACCUAUCGAAGAACUGAGACCGCUGGUCGGCGCUGAUGAGUUAAACGUUAAGAGCGAGCAGACGGUUUGGGAAUUGGUUUUAAGAUGGAUAAAUCACGAUCCGGAGGCUAGAAAAGAUUAUAUCGUCGACCUAAUGAAGAAUAUCAGACUUGGUCUUUUAGAUACACAGUUUUUUCUGGAGAAUGUCAAAGAUCAUCCCUAUGUCGUGGGCAACGAUGCGUGCCGGCCCAUUAUCAUCGAGACUUUGAAAUUCUUGUACGAUUUGGAGAUGAUUACGCAAAAAGAUGGAGAAGUGCCGACGCCAGAAAUUGCGCGACCUAGAGUACCACAUGAGAUUUUGUUCGCCAUUGGUGGCUGGAGCGGUGGUUCUCCGACAAAUUACAUCGAGACGUACGACACAAGAGCGGACCGAUGGAUUCCGAUCGAGGAAACAGAUCCGACUGGUCCACGGGCUUAUCAUGGGCUUGCGGUGAUUGGUUUCGAUAUCUACGUCAUCGGUGGAUUCGAUGGUGUUGAUUACUUCAACAGCUGUCGUUGCUUCAACGCGGUGACCAAGGUGUGGCGAGAAGUUGCUCCCAUGAAUGCCAGAAGAUGUUACGUUAGUGUGGCAGUUUUAAAUAAUCUGGUUUACGCAAUGGGGGGCUAUGAUGGAUAUCAUCGGCAAAAAACGGCAGAGCGUUAUAAUUAUAAAACAAACCAGUGGUCCCUGAUCGCAUCGAUGAAUGUGCAGAGAUCCGACGCAAGUGCAACUACAUUAAAUGAUAAGAUAUAUAUUACGGGCGGUUUCGACGGACACGAUUGUAUGAAUACAGCCGAAGUAUACGACCCAAGCACCAACCAAUGGACAAUGAUAACAGCAAUGAGGUCACGUAGGAGCGGUGUGUCAUGCAUAUCUUAUCACGGCUGUGUUUACGUUAUUGGUAUUAAGACAUGUACUUAUUACAAAAAAUUCUAUUAUAUUAUUUAA
Messenger RNA from Pogonomyrmex barbatus (red harvester ant), 1672 nucleotides. RefSeq names its product kelch-like protein 10 (gene klhl10). The record is from RefSeq and is a predicted model, not a curated record. Gene Ontology annotation, molecular function: protein binding. Lineage: Eukaryota; Metazoa; Arthropoda; Insecta; Hymenoptera; Formicidae.